UGACACGCUACACACAUACCAUGCCGGCGGCAGCAGCGCCACCACUGGGCCAUCGGCUGAAAACACCGCUUCCCCCGUCGUCGUUCAAGACCUCGGAUAGCCCCAAGGCAAGUCCCAAAGCUACCGCCUUUCACCCUUCCACGCCCCCGCUGACCCCCUCCGAACCCCCAUCAUCGUCCUCAUUAUCGCUUUCCCCAACAUCUCCUCCGGACACGACGACCCAGUCCCCAAAAUCCCCUCGAGCAAUACGAGAGCUAAUUUCCAUUGAGCCAUGGUCCACCGAAGACAUCGACAUGGACUUGUCCGCCGCCACGACUUUGCUAUCGUCCCCACAAACCCACCCAACCCACCGACAAGGAAGUACACCUAACGUCACAGCCAGUGCCACCAAACUGGUUGGGCACGCCCCAUCUUCUGAACGAAACGCAUGGCAGAGCGGCAUCGAGGCGCCAAUAGCGUCGAUGGCUCACAUGAUGCGAGGAGGGCUGCCGCAACCGACCAGUCAAGUGGACUUGUUGCCCCUGCCGCUGUGGGAGAGGCCGCCCCAGGUGGCGCUGGACACGUCACCCCAGAAGAUGGACCCCGAGAUGAAGAUCUUUCUCGACGCAUUUGCCUCGCGACGACAGACUGUUCGAGUGGCGACCGCGCCGUCGUCCCCCGCCAAAAUGGUGCCGCCGACCCCUUCCAUGCCAGAGUCGUCACAGUUAGCAGCCAGACCAAAAACAACCCACGCGUACUCCAGUGUGCUGCGAAUGCACCAGAUGGGCGAGAUCGAGGAAAUCCGACUCGCCUUUGAACGCCAUCGUCUCUCGUUCGAGAAUCAAGUGUUUGAGCGUGCGCUGCUUAUCCCUGAAGACAAGACCACUGCAGAAUGCGUCGCACAUCUGCCCCUUCCUGGCUCAAGGUUACCUGACAACCCCCUCUUGGCCCAGAAAAGCCUGCUCUUCAAGAUGAGCAGCACAUUGUCGACAAAGAAACCCAAAAAGAAAGCCAAAAAGAAAAAGAAAGCCAAAAUGAAAGCCAAAAAGUAAUUCACAUUCGCUAUUAAUAACAGUAACUGUAAUAAAUAUUAUUAAUAUUAUUAGUAA
Molecule: messenger RNA, 1088 nt
Organism: Aphanomyces astaci
Lineage: Eukaryota; Oomycota; Saprolegniomycetes; Saprolegniales; Verrucalvaceae
Exons: 6
Coding region: 21-1031 (336 amino acids)
Source: RefSeq, a predicted model, not a curated record